Cynara cardunculus var. scolymus (artichoke) is the source of this 3471-nucleotide messenger RNA. Its product is annotated as protein GRIP. The transcript has 22 exons. The record is from RefSeq and is a predicted model, not a curated record. Gene Ontology annotation, biological process: reciprocal meiotic recombination. The coding region runs from base 489 to 3230 and encodes 913 amino acids. NCBI's taxonomy places the organism in Eukaryota, Viridiplantae, Streptophyta, Magnoliopsida, Asterales, Asteraceae.
GCGGACUUCUGAGUCAACUCGUGACUCGGGAGCAUACGUAAAUCGAAAAUCUGGUGCCAUUGAAAAGCUUCCAUUUUUCACAAAUGCGAAUCGUGAGAACAUAGCAUUCAUAGAGUUUAUGCCAUCCGAAUCUCCACCCCUUUUUUCAAUCAUAAAUUUGUUCAUAAUGACGGUUUGAUUGAUUCAUAGAGGGGGUGGUGGUGUUUAGAUCCUUUAGGUAUUCGAAAAAAUAUUCACGAAAUAUAGAUCUUGAUUGACCAAUUAAUCACACCCAUUUCGGAUUAAAAAAUGUUGGCUGAUUUUGUUCUCGUCUACACAAGAUAAUAAGUUGCUCACAGACGAAGGGAACUAAAUCUGUUGGAACCUUUAUAAGGGAAGAGUUUGUUAUACACAUGCCAUUCUAGUGUUUAUUUUUAUCAAGUUGGAAGAGUAAAUAAAGACAUCACCAACUUCAAAAUACAGCGCAGUAUUUUAGAAACUACAAGAUAAUGUCAGAAGGGGAAGAUGAAAUUGAGGUGAGAUUAGAAAAUCAUGUUGGAGAUGCUGUACAACCUUAUCCAAAAUUGAAUGACCCGAGUCCUCAAAAUAGCGGAGAUCUAAAUGAGGAUACUGCUUUAUCCGAUGGUAGCCUCAAUUCUGAAAAAUUGAAUGAUCCGAGUCCUCAAAAUAAUGGAGAUCUAAAUGAGGGUGCUGCUUUAUCUGAUAGUAACCUCAAUUCCGAAAAUUUGAAUGACACAAGUCCUCAAAAUAGUGGAGAUCUAAAUGAGGCUGCUGCUUUAUCUGAUAGUAACCUCAAUUCUGAAAAAUUGAAUGCCACGAGUCCUCAACAUAGUGGAGAUCUAAAUGAGGGUAGUGCUAUAUCAAAUAGUAACCUUAAUUCUGAAAAAUUGAAUGACCCGAGUCCUCAAAAUAGUGGAGAUCUAAAUGAGGGUACUGCUUUAUCCAACGGUAACCUCAAUUCUGAUGAUACUCAAGAUCAGCUGAUGCAAAUGGUGGUAGAGCUUAAGUUUCAGAAUGAGUACUUGAAGUCUCAAUUCCAGGAAUUGAAGAAUGUACACACAGAGUCAGCUGGUUCUUUCCAACAAGCUAAAGCAAUUGAUCAAGAUGGCGAAUUUGGAGGUUCCAAAGAGUUGCAUGACAAAAUAGAUUCCUUGAGUAAAGAACUUAUAGAAGAAAGACAGACACGGGGUGCUGCAGAGGCAGCUCUGGAGCAUCUUCGAGCAGAAUACUCAGAUGCCGAUGCCAAGUCCCAAGAGCUUGCUGCUAAACUAGCUGAAGCUGAAAAAAAUCUGGAUCAACAAAUAAAAGAGCGUGAUGAGAAGUACUCUGAGCUUGAUUCUAAGUUAAACAGGCUUCACAAGCGAGCAAAACAACGAAUCCAAGAGGUUCAGAAGGAGAAAGAUGACCUUGAGGCCAAGUAUCGUGAAGUCAAUGAGAAGGCAGAGCAGGCUUCAUUGCAGUUGUCAGGAUUGCAGCAGGAACUUGAUCGCACACGCCAAAACGCUAAUGAGGCGCUGAAAGCAAUUGAUACAGAGAGGCAACAAUUGCGAAGUGCAAACAAUAGACUUCGAGACAGUCUUGAAGAGAUGCGCCGUUCUGUGGAGCCUAAAGAUAAUGCUAUUGAGACAUUGCAACAGUCGCUACUAGAAAAAGAACAGAUGCUAGACAACAUGCGAGGGCAACUGCAAGCUGCAGAAGAGAAGAGACAAGCUUCAAUGGCAGAACUUUCUUCAAAGCAUCAAAAGCAAAUAGAAAAUCUGGAAGCUCAACUUGCCGACUCAUCAGCAGAUAGAACCAAAGCAACAGAAACAAUCUCUUCUCUGCAGAGACUUGUUGCAGAAAAAGAGUCAAAAUUGGCAGAGAUGGAUGCAGCCUCAACUGGUGAAGCAGCAAGGCUUAAAGCCGCCAUGGAGACUAUUAAAGGAGAACUUACUCACCUGAAACAUGAGCAUGAGAAAGAAAAAGAAACAUGGGUCGUUGCCUCCCAGGCACUCAGCAGGAAGCUAGAGAUUGCCGAGAGUAACUGCAUACGCGCUGAAAUUGAAGCUGCCAAAAUGAAAAGUCAGAUGGAACUAGAACUGUCUGUGCAAAGUCAACUGUCAAACACAAAAGAUGCUGAAUUACUGGCCGCCAAAGAGGAGAUCAGCCGUCUAGAAAGUGAAUUUACUUCCUACAAGGCUCGUGCUCAUGCACUUCUUCAGAGAAAGGAUGCAGAGCUGGCCUCUGCUAAAGAUAACGAACAACUUGCAGCUCUGGAAGAAGCACUGAAGGAGGCCGAGAAUGAAAUACUGACGACAUCUGCUGAAAGGGACAAAGCCCUCCAAGAUCUUGAGAAUGCUCUAAGUCGUCAUGAAAAGGAGCUCAGUGCUAGAGAUGAAGCUCUUGGCCUCACUGAGCAACAGGUGAAGAGCGUGGAAAUGAAGCUCUCUUCUGCACUUUCUAGCCAUCAAUCCGAGAAAGAAUCUUGGGAAAAGAACCUUCAAAAUGUAGAAGAAAUGUGGCAAUUGAGAUUUCAGGCACUAAAGUCCGAAGUUGAACAACAAAAGUCAUCACCUAGUGAAACUCUACAAAAAGAAUUGCAGGAUCUCCAGACACGAUAUAAAAAAUUGAAGGAAGAACAUGAUUCAUUUCGUGAUCUUGCUGAUAAAUUGAUUGAAGAGAAGGACAUGGAGAUUUCAAAGCUUGUAGACAACAAUAAGAAUCUUCUUCGUUCAUUAUCAUCGAAACAAUCGGCAAAUAACAAUGAAAAUGGCCACAAUAUGGCUUUCUCAAGACAGGAUACAACAAACUCAAACACCUCAAUUGAAGAACAUCAGAUAUUGAUUUUGGCGAGGCAACAAGCUCAAAGGGAGGAAGAGUUAGCUCAGUCACAGCGACACAUUCUUGCGCUUCAAGAGGAACUUGAAGAGCUUGAACGUGAAAAUCGUCUUCACAGCCAGCAGCAAGCUAUGUUGAAGGAAGAGCUCCGAAACAUGGAAAGAUCAAAAAAGAGGGAAGGAGUCGAUAUGACGUAUCUUAAAAAUGUCAUAUUAAAGCUUCUUGAAACAGGUGAAGUUGGGGCUCUACUACCUGUUAUUGCAAUGCUCCUUCAAUUCAGCCCUGAAGAGUUGCAAAAGUGUCAAAACGCAUAUAGCUCUUCAACCGAUGUUCCACCGAGCCCGGGCCCAAGCCCAGGAAGUGAGCCACCGGGAUCUGGGCUCUCUCUCUUUUCACGCUUCUCCUUCUCAUAGGAAGUCUAUGAGGCCGAACUGUGUAGCGGUGCAGCAGCGUCUGGUUUGCAUGGUGAUUUUUGUAUUCUUUUUGUAACAAUUUACUUUUUAAUGCAAAAAAGGAGGAAAUUUUAUACACAAAACAUGAAAAGAUGAUCAGGAAGUAUCCUGGAGCAGCCUUGAGAUUUUGUAUCAUGAUUUCAUCAUAAGCAGUAGUGCUGUAUGUAUAGAAGCUUUUCUUUCAGUUUCUUGAUGACUUAAA